Ostrea edulis (European flat oyster) is the source of this 2231-nucleotide messenger RNA. RefSeq names its product glycoprotein-N-acetylgalactosamine 3-beta-galactosyltransferase 1-like. Bases 373 to 1368 code for a protein of 331 amino acids. The transcript has 4 exons. NCBI's taxonomy places the organism in Eukaryota, Metazoa, Mollusca, Bivalvia, Ostreida, Ostreidae. Gene Ontology annotation, cellular component: membrane. The record is from RefSeq and is a predicted model, not a curated record. Gene Ontology annotation, molecular function: N-acetylgalactosaminide beta-1,3-galactosyltransferase activity.
UCGGGGUUUUUUUUAUCGCGUGUUGUGACGUGUCCGUGCAGACAAGAGUCAGCUGGACGAUUCGCCGAUUAUACAAUAUUUCUUACUAUGUCGCUCUAACAUGGGACACACGAUUUUCAUUAAACUUACUCCAGUCGGGUUAUAGAGGAAUCCGGGGGAAAGGUGAUCCAAUCAAAAUUACGGGGCGAUGUAAACUGUGGUGAAAGCAGAGAGUGUUUUCUCUCUACCCAUGCUACACGUAUUGUGUAAACUGGAUUUUUCUUGUAUAUUCUCCGGAUCACCUGCGGUAUUCGUUAUCAGUGCUAAAGGGGACUUGGUCUAUUCAUAUACAAAUCUGAUAAACUAGUCGCAUAGUUCAAUGGAAACUUCAAUAUGGAGGCACGAGCUCUCGGAUGUUGUCAUACGUCCCAUCUAAAUUUCUGCUUCGGUCUGUCCGUCGGCCUUGUCAUCUCAUUCCUCCUCGCCAGUUUUUCCUCCCUUCAAACCCCCUUAAUUCUGACCAGGAAGUAUGCAGCGGAGAAAUUCGACAGCUACCUAUCUUCUAGAUCGCUACAGGAAGUGGCCAAAACGUAUGACGAAAUGCAUGAAGACAUGGACAAGCGGGUCUCUGAGAAAGACGUAAAAGAAAUCAGUUUCGAUGAUGAACAUGAACAUCAUGAUGACGACACUGUUGCAAGAAAAUUGGCCGAAAGAAUUCGAGUUCUAUGCUGGAUUAUGACAGGCCCGCAGAAUUUGCAGAAGAAAGCUAUACACGUGAAGAAGACGUGGGGAAAACGAUGCACCAAGUUAAUAUUCUUCAGUUCCGAAACAAAUCACACAUUUCCCACAAUUGGACUUAACAUUUCAGAAGGACGUGAUCACCUCACAGGAAAAACAAUGAGGGCGUUCAAAUAUGUUUAUGACCACUUUUUUGAUGAAGCGGAUUGGUUUAUGAAAGCUGAUGACGACACUUAUUUCAUCAUGGAAAAUCUGCGUUAUUUUCUGUCAUCACGUGACCAAACGGAACCCGUUUACUUUGGUCAUCAUUUCAGGACUAUUGUUAAACAGGGGUAUUACAGUGGGGGUGCCGGGUAUAUUCUUAGUAAAGAGACCCUAAAGAGAUUGGCCACUACGGGACAGAAUCCAAAAUUUUGCAGGCAAGAUGGCGGUGCGGAAGACGCAGAGCUGGGCAAGUGUAUGCAAAAUCUCGGAGUGAAGACGGCAAACUCGACAGAUGCUCUCGGACGGAGCCGUUUUCACUGCUUCGAUCCAGAAACCCAUCUAAUGGGGGGUUAUCCCAAUUGGUAUUAUAAAUACGAUGCCAAUGGGGCCAGAAAGCUGCGGUCGGUUUUAACAAUUUAUGUGGACCUAUGUGACUUUGCUGUAUAAAUUUUCCAGUAAUGUGGCGGUCCAAAGGUCACGUGAACAGAGCACUGAUAAAGAAAUCAGUCCCCACAUUUGACACAGUGGGAUAAAAAUCCUGUCGGGCACGUAAGGAUGGAAAGCAAGGACCGUAUCAUUUCAACAAGCGAAAAUUUAUCUAGAAAACAUAGUGGAUGAUUUUAAUUUUGAUGAAAUUGCCAAGUCAUAAACAUUGAACACGUAACUAUUUAAAUACCCAAUGAUAUUUUGCAAAAUAAAAUAGCGGACACUGAAUUACAGCAGUAUAAUGUAUCCAUUAAUACACGUGUACGGGGUCUGCAUGGACCAGCACUGUCGACUACCGAGAACUGUCGACUACCGAUCUUGAAUUAAUUUUUUUUACAGACUGUCGUAUAAGGUAACUUUGUACAUGAACUUGUUGCAAUGCUCACAGAGAAUUCGAUUCUUUUCAAUCUUUAAUAUUCAAAUGACCUUAGUUGCGUUUUUGUUCACUAUGAAUUUGCGAUCGUUUGCGUUACCUUGGAGUGAAAAUAAGAUAAAACAAAAGAAUACAGAUACCUGACAGUUUGUCAGAGUCACUGUGUUAUUGUGUCCAGCUGAUUUGAUGCAGUAUUAAGGUGAUGACGUCUCCACGUGGAACCUGAUAAUGAUCACACCCGAGGUGUUACGAUCAAUGAAGGGAGAACUCGGUACUCGUGUAAGCGUUCAUUCGAGUGUCGAUAGAAAAUCAUGUUUAAUUAUUAGAAAUCGUGUAUAGAUUUAUACGUGUAUGUAAGAUUAGACAAUAUGUUCUGAAUUAUACCUACAGACAUACAAAAAUUGAAUGAAUUUUUAUAAUAAGAGAAAUCGUUAUUGCAACAAAAUUGAAA